AUGAGUUGCAUCAACUUGCCCACUGUGCUGCCCGGCUCCCCCAGCAAGACUCGCGGCCAGGUCCAGGUGCAGGCGCCGGGGCGAGGUGAUCCUCGGGCCCAUGUUCUCAGGGAAAAGGGGGCGGCGGGAGUCCAGCCCGUGGAGAUGGAGUUCUUCGUCCCACAGGCUGUGGCCUCACCGGCCCUUUGCCCUUGUAGCACAGAGCUGAUGAGACGGGUCCGCCGCUUCCAGAUCGCACAGUACAAGUGCCUGGUGAUCAAGUAUGCCAAGGACACCCGCUACGGCAGUGGCUUCUCCACACAUGACAGGAACACCAUGGAGGCAUUGCCAGCCUGCCUGCUCCGGGAUGUGGCCCAGGAGGCCCUGGGCGUGGCGGUCAUAGGCAUUGACGAAGGACAGUUUUUCCCCGACAUCGUGGAGUUCAGCGAGACCAUGGCCAACGCUGGGAAGACUGUGAUCGUGGCCGCCCUGGAUGGAACGUUCCAGAGGAAGGCUUUCGGGAGCAUCCUGAACCUGGUGCCGCUGGCCGAGAGCGUGGUGAAGCUGACCGCUGUGUGCAUGGAGUGCUUCCGCGAGGCUGCCUACACCAAGAGGCUGGGCUCUGAGAAAGAGGUGGAGGUGAUAGGCGGAGCAGACAAGUACCACUCGGUGUGCCGUCUCUGCUACUUCAAGAAGUCCUCCAGCCAGCCGCCGGGGCUGGACAACAAGGAGAACUGCCCGGUACUGGGGAGGCCAGGGGAGGCGGUGGGUGUCCGGAAGCUUUUUGCCCCCCAGCAGGUCCUGCAGUGCAACUCGGUCCACUGA
Molecule: messenger RNA, 804 nt
Organism: Trichechus manatus latirostris (Florida manatee)
Lineage: Eukaryota; Metazoa; Chordata; Mammalia; Sirenia; Trichechidae
Gene: TK1
Product: thymidine kinase 1
Exons: 7
Coding region: 1-804 (267 amino acids)
Biological process (GO): thymidine metabolic process
Molecular function (GO): thymidine kinase activity; ATP binding
Source: RefSeq, a predicted model, not a curated record